AUGUCCUACGAUCGCUACGUUGCCAUCUGCAGACCUCUGCACUAUGAGACCCUCCUGGGUGGCAGAGUUUGUGUCCACCUGGCAGCAGAUGCCUGGGCCUGUGGGUUCCUCAAUGCUCUGCUGCACACAGCCAAUACAUUUUCCCUGCCCCUCUGCCAGGGCAAUGCUGUGAACCAGUUCUUCUGUGAAAUCCCCCAGAUCCUCAAGCUCUCCUGCUCCACAUCCUACCUCAGGGAACGUGGUCUUAUUGUUGUUGGUGUUUGUUUAGGUUUUCUCUGUUUUGUGUUCAUUGUGGUGUCCUAUGUGCAGAUCUUCAGGGCAGUGCUGAGGAUCCCCUCUCACCAGGGACAGCGAAAAUCCUUUGCCAUCUGCCUGCCUCACCUGGCUGUGCUCUUCCUGUUUGUCAGCACUGGCAUCUUUGCCAACCUGAAGGCCCCCUCCGUCUCCUCUCCAACCCUGGAUCUAGUUGUGUCAUUUCUGUACUCAGUGGUUCCUCCAACAGUGAACCCUCUCAUCUACAGCCUGAGGAACCAGGAGCUGAAGGCUGCCCUGAGCAAACUGAUCCCUGGAUUCUUUCAGAAGCAAUAA
Molecule: messenger RNA, 588 nt
Organism: Indicator indicator
Lineage: Eukaryota; Metazoa; Chordata; Aves; Piciformes; Indicatoridae
Product: olfactory receptor 14A16-like
Exons: 1
Coding region: 1-588 (195 amino acids)
Biological process (GO): G protein-coupled receptor signaling pathway
Cellular component (GO): membrane
Molecular function (GO): olfactory receptor activity
Source: RefSeq, a predicted model, not a curated record